AUGACGCACCAUUAUGACAUCACCAGUUGCGUUCAGUCAACACUUCAACUUGCCUUACAGCUGCACCACUAUGACAUCAUCGUCACCAUGCAAUUCCAGAAUCUGAAGCCUUUCGUAAGUCGAUUUUGGCAAAUUAAGACAUCCUUUGAGAUUCUGACGAGCAUCCCUCACACAAUCGAAGCAAGGAUUUUCCAUACUGAAGAUAACGUGACGUAUCCGGCUUCAGUUGAGGGCAGUGAUUUUUUCAGCAGUGCGUUUACAUUAAAUAAACGUACUGGUAGAAUUGACGACGUUGUGAUCUACACCGUUAAUAUCCUCCUGGAUGAGAGUCAAAUUGAAGAGACUCUGAAUACCCUGGAGAGCAAGAUGAACUUUGGCCUUUACAAUGCACAAAGCCAUAGAGAAUUUAGCAAAUGUAAAAGUUUGAAACCAAUGUGCAGUAUGGACAUGAAAUUGCACUUUAACCUGCAUCGAGGGAUUCACGGCCACACGAAUAUCAUAUUUAAGACAAGUUCAAAGCUAUCGGUCAUUGUUCAUGGCCUGUUGGUUGUAUUACAACCCCCACUGAAGAGCUUUUCCAAGAAAAACGCAGUAUUCCAAAGAAUUCUUCCCAGCCGGUGGACAAAGGCUAAAAAACCGAUGUUGGAAAAUGUCAUUUUUGGCAAAAACUUCAAAAAGAAAUUGGCAGCAGACGGUAAAAGCUUUGUGAUAGAAGAGAAAUACUUGCAGCAUGCCUACCGUUUCCUUUCAACACUACGAUCCUGCUUGCUGCUUUCCUAUGAUGGACUGUACAGUUAUUUCAUCUCCGUAUCAGAAACGCUGCCUUCCUCAUGCAAGCUGGAGCUUGAAAAACUGGAUCUGAAAGCCCGGCUCAGUGAGAUAUCUGACAAAGUGAUGGUAAAUUUGCUCAUUGCUUAUUCUGUAAUCUGA
Molecule: messenger RNA, 930 nt
Organism: Xenopus laevis (African clawed frog)
Lineage: Eukaryota; Metazoa; Chordata; Amphibia; Anura; Pipidae
Product: protein FAM135A-like
Exons: 9
Coding region: 1-930 (309 amino acids)
Source: RefSeq, a predicted model, not a curated record